Messenger RNA from Prorocentrum cordatum, 3227 nucleotides. NCBI's taxonomy places the organism in Eukaryota, Dinophyceae, Prorocentrales, Prorocentraceae. The record is from the annotation of a GenBank genome assembly.
GCAUCAUUUCUGCAUGGUAACGGAGCCCUUCGCCUCCUCGAACCAGGGCUUCGAGCUGGUCGAGGCGAGAGGGUUCCUCGCCCGCUGGGAGCGUUUCGCGCGCUGGGCUUUGCGGCGCGCGCUGCAGAAUAGGACCUGGUGGGCAGUUGGCCAGUUCUUGGGCGAGUGCAAGAGGAUCGAGGAAACAGCUAGGGCCGACGUGGAGCGGGAGUUCGGACUGGUGGAUAACCGAGGUAUCGGAAAGCCGAGUGUGGUUUCAGGUGAUGAGAAUAAGUUCAGAGAGUGGAGCAAGAAGUUUGAAUCAUUUGUGGUCACAGUGUAUGGAGACAAGCUACGAGAAGUCCUGGAGUGGGCGGUUGAGCGGCCAGAAGCAGUUACCAUCAAGGCGGUCAGCGCAGCUUUCGGGGAUGAUUCGGACGAGCCGAUGGACAACAUCGCGAACAUCAAUUCGCAGAUGUAUGCUGCCCUACAGCAAUUGUGUACAGGAGAGCCCUCCGAUAUCGUGAGCAAUGCGGCUUCAAACAAUGGGUUUGAUUGCUGGAGGAAGCUGCACAAGAGGCACGACCUUGCCACUGGCAGCCGCAAGAGGACAAUAUUGAGGAGCGUGCUGAGUCCUGGGCAGGCCACUCCUGAUGAGCUCGGCUCGGCGCUGGAGCGCUGGGAGGAGCUCGUGGCUAGAUGCGAGCGUCGACGUGGGCGAGAUGGAGUUCGAGAGAGGCUGCCCGAGGAUAUUCGCAUGUCGGCGCUGGAGUCUCUUCUUCCGGACGACUUGGGCAAGCACGUCCGGCUUGAUCAGUCGAGGUUCGCCGACUACAGUUCCCUCCGAGCGGAGGUGGCGCAGUACUUCGAGCAGCGCACCGGCAACCUAGUCAAGGACCCGCUGGUCACUGGCGGCGGCAAAGGCAAGAAGGGCAAGAAGGGCGGCAAGAAGGACGCGAACCAGAUGGACGAGGAUUGGGCGGAAGGAGGAGAAGGUCAAGCAAGGCAAGACCAGCCAGAGCCAGAAGAAGCAGGUGGUUUGGAGUUGCGCGCGCUCGCGCCGCCACUGUGCGUCAUCGACUCAGAGAAUUGGGUUUCAGUCAACUUCGAUUCUGGAGCGGCUGCCGCAGCUAUGCCAAGUUCAUGGUCAGCGGCAGAUGGCACGCCGAGUGGUCGGCAGUAUCGCACGGCAAGUGGACAGAUCAUCGACGACGAAGGCCUGGGUGCGAUCAGAGGGUUUGACGAGAACAAAAGAAGACUUCGGUUUCGAGCGCGCCGAGCGGCAGUGACCAAGCCAGUCGCGUCAGCCUCGAAGAUGCUGAGUGACAAGAUCGACUACAUGGACAAGGAAGGUGGCUUGAUCUACGGUGAGGACAGCGUUCCAGGUCGGCGGCUGCGACAGUUCGCGGUGCGUCUCAAGCAUGAUCAUCCAGAUGAUGGCAUUGGGCUUUGGCAAGCGAAAGGAGUCUGCAACAUGUAUCUCAAGGUGGGUCCCAAGACGGCGGCCACGAUACGGAGCUCGACGAGUCGGAGUCCCACGAAGCCCGUCAACACCGUCGAGAGCGAGAUGGCCGCGCGCGCAAGGGAUCUGGCAGCAAGUCCUCCGUCGGAGGGCUGCCGGCAGGUCCGCCCGCAGGGCCGGCCGCGGCGCCAGUUGCCCCAGUCGCCGGGGGGCUUCUGGCAGGAGCCGCAGAGCCAGCGAGGCCGGAUGGAGGUUCCUGUUGUGCCCAUGGACUUCGGAUGCCUCGACAGCGCCGAGGCGGGCGCGAUCCGGAAGGGCCAGGAGCGGAGGCCAUUGGACAAGUGCGAGUCUAAGGACAUUCUCUUGGAGGAGCCGCCUGUUGGCGACCACUCUGCGGACGGCCAAGUCGAGAACGCAGUGGAGAUCAUCGAGGCGCAGGUCCGCACCAUCCUGUUGGCUUUACAGUCGAAAUGGGGCAAGCGCCUUUCGUUCGGGCACCUGCUCGCGCUCUGGGCCAUCGGGCGCGCGGCCUCAGUCAUCAAUCGAUUUCGAGUUGGAGCUGAUGGACGCCCUGGAGAGGAGUUGCGUACUGGGCGUAACUGGGAGCGUGCGAGUGUGGCCUAUGGCGAGCGCGUCAAGGGCAAGAAGCUCGUGAUCGACCAAAGGAAGCGAGACCUCGAAUCAAGUGCGGACCAGACGUUCUCGAGCUUCAGGGCGAGCCCGGGACUUGGCAGCGGGGGCGUGGAGAAGAAGCUGUGGCUGCAGUACCUGCCCCAGCUGGAGCUGUUCCACCAGUGGUAUACCUGUCGGAGUUCAGGCGCGUCUGGCGCCGCCACCGCAGGUGCUAGUGCCGAGGGGGCUGUGGCGCCCGAUGUGAAGAGGCAGAUGGAGGGCGCUGUGGACAUGAACGCUGGGAGCCUGGAGGUCGAUUCGAGUAUCCCGCUGGAGUUGGAGUCUCUGGCGAUCAGAGAGCUUUUCAAUCCAAGCUGUUUCGCCGAGCUGGCGCCAGCUUUUGGAAUGGCGCCAUGCGUCGCCGCAGACAUUGAGCUUUUGAACGAGGACGGGGAGCCGUAUGACCUGAGCCUCGAGAGCAAUCAGGUCAAGUUUGAGCGCGACGUUGAAUUCGAAGACCCUUAUCUUCUUUGCUCUGCUCCUCCCUGCACGAAGUUCACGACGCUGCAGGCCCUCGGCCGAGGGAAGCACAAGGCCGAGAACGAAAAUGGAGACAUGGGGCCAGUCAUGAAAGCAACGGGUUGGAUGGUUAACAAUAGACAAUUAGCUGAACCCCUUAAUCGCAGGUGCAACGGCAAGCAGAAGCAUGCGCAACUCAUGGGCAAGAGCAAAGUUCGGGGAGCUAAGUCAUACACGAUGAAGCUUAAGAAGGCCAUCCUUAAGGUGCUCAAGCAGGAGCUCGCGCGGAUCGGUGAGUUGAAUAGCGUGGCCCAGGCGGGCCCCAUUCCCGACCAAGAGAUAGAGUGCUGGAUGCCAGAUGCGCCGUGCGACGGCGUGGCGGAGAACGGCUUUUGGGAUGAUGUCAACGGAGGUUGGCUAGAACCUGAGUUCGUCAGGGAAGCUGGGAAGCUCGAGAUGGAUUGGAUGAAGCGUCAGUCGGUCUACGCCGAGUGCGAUGAGUCCGAGUGCUACAAAUCGACGGAGAAGGGGCCGAUUAACACAGGAUGGGUCGACACGAACAUUUCAUGCGCCUACCCCCGGUCUGUGGAUUCUCCCAGGGCGCUCGAGAUAGAAGGCGACCAGCGCCAUGUAGAUAUGAUCCUGCGCGAAUUAG